Molecule: messenger RNA, 2970 nt
Organism: Polyodon spathula (Mississippi paddlefish)
Lineage: Eukaryota; Metazoa; Chordata; Actinopteri; Acipenseriformes; Polyodontidae
Product: FAST kinase domain-containing protein 5, mitochondrial-like
Exons: 3
Coding region: 211-2742 (843 amino acids)
Biological process (GO): regulation of mitochondrial mRNA stability; mitochondrial RNA processing
Cellular component (GO): mitochondrial matrix; ribonucleoprotein granule
Molecular function (GO): RNA binding
Source: RefSeq, a predicted model, not a curated record
CACUUGCUGUAGCAGAACCAUUGACCUUUCCAGAGCACACGAGUCUGAUGUUUUGCCGUAACCGGGAUCGCUUCAGAUAGAAAUCAGGUCCUGUUGGUACCGAGGUCGGACCGGAACCACAGGAUAGGUAGCUACUUCUAUAGAAUGUUCUUUGUGGCAGACUUCAAUGACAACCCAUGGGGGAAUCACCUCUCAGCAGUGUUGUGAAGGAUGGCGUCGGGGUUGCUGUGCCAGAGGCUCCCUUUGCGGGGGAUGCGCAGGUUUGCGGCAGUGUCCUGGAGAGCAAGAGGUGAAGAAACAACGGGCGGCCCCAUCCAGAUGAUCAGUAACCAUAGCAAUGAGGACCAGGAGGAGGGACAGAAUCCUGAUGCUGUGCUGCCCAACCUUCCGGGGUACACGGUGCCUUACAACCCCUCCGCAUACUGCCGAACACACCGGAGCCAGGUAGUAACAACGCGUAGACCCAGUGCUGCAGAUGAGGAUGAGCCCCCUGAAGUCAAGCCUCUGGCCUUGGGCUCAAAGCAGCAGCAGCUACAGCAGCAGCAGACGAGAAACACCUACACUGUGUCCUGCUCUCGACGGCUGUCCAAUGCAAAGAACACGCUCCUGGACCUGGCUUUUGGGAAGGCUGGUGAGAAUAAGCAGGGAGCGGCCGGGGUCAAGGCAGGCGGCUUCAGUGGCACAGAGGACAGAGAGGCACUGUAUGACAGCAAAGAGGAUCCCAGGGCUUUCCAGAAACUGAGGGAGGAGUACAGAGCUCUCUGUCACAGCCUCUCAGAGCUGCCCAAACCCAUUUCUACAGAGGAGGGCUUCCUGGUCCUGCAUAAAGUGAACGUGCUGAAAGGGACUCUCAGUCCUCAGUCAAUCAGUGAGUUUUUUGAGAAGCUGGGCCAGCUUCCCACAGAGCAGCAGGUGCUGGUGAAGUCAGACACUCGGUUUGCCAUGUUGUGCCGAUAUGCUGUGGAGAAUCUGCGUCUGUUCACCUCCCCUCAGCUGAUAAACAUCCUGAGAGCCUUUGUAAGGUUGGGGAUUCCCCCCACACACAGCAUGCUGAAUGUGUUCAAUUCAGAGCUUUGCAGACGGGUCUGGGAUCUAGACUCCACUCAGGUUCUGCUGGUGGGGGACCUGUGGCGAUGUUUGGGUCGGGCUGUGCCACAGUACUUGGAUCUUGCCUACAACAGACUAGGACUGCGGUGCAGAGAGCUGACUCUGCCACAGCUUGUACAACUGGUUUACCUCAUAGGGGAGGGCAGGAGAGCCCCACAGGAGCUAAUGCAGAACCUGGAGGUCCUGAUUCUGAGGUUCUUGGAUCAGACGACUCCUGAGGAGCUAGGAGCACUGUGCCUGGGCUUCUUCAAAUCCAAAAGUGCGCUCUCUGAGCAGGCCAUGCGCAGGAUUGGGGACAGAGCCGAGGCCAUGCUGGAGGACAUGAGCAACUAUGCUGUGGUGAACGUGCUCAAGAUGCUCCGAUACAGCCAUGUGGAUCAUGUGGGAUUCCUGAGGAGACUGGGAGAGGUGGUCCCAGGGAGAGCCCCCUCGAUGGGAGCUCAGGGACUCAUGCACAUUGCCUUGGCCUGCUCCUCCUUGCACUAUCUCGACGAGAGGAUCUUUGAAGCCAUAGCUGCAGAGGUGCCUGUUAAAGUUGCUCACUGCCGUAGCAAAGACACUGCCAAGUUGCUCUGGGCCUUUUCCUCCCUGAGCUACCAGCCCAGCAAUGCGGAAUCCUUUUUCUCCAGCCUCACGCAGCAACUGCGUGUGAAAGGUGCAGAGUUUGAAAGGUACCCUGAACACCUUCUGACUGGGCUUCUCGCACUAGCUUUUGCUGGCCGCUUCCCGCAUGACCUCAUAAAUCUCGCCCUCAGUCCUGGCUUUGUGAAACUAGCUGCCGAGUCCACCCAGCUAGAACUGAAGAAGGACCUCUUCACCCUGGAUGGCACAGUGGAGCUGGAGCUCCCUGGAUAUGCUGGCCCCCGUCUUCCAGAGGAAAUCUGCACAGAGGUGACAGAGAUGCUCUGGGGAUUUGCCAGCCAGGACGUGUGCCAGAAAGCAGAAGUGCGAGAGGCUGAGACCCUGCUGCAGUCCAUGCUGGGGGGCCCUCAGUACGUGAAGAACCAUAUGAUCCUGCCACACAUGAGGUCCAGUGACCUGGAGAUCCACCUGGACUCCGCAGGGAGAGCCCUGCCCUUCAACACACAGUCAGUUGCAGCCAUGGACCCGGGUACACAGCGGGAGCAGCGCAUCAGGAAGUGGGAGAUGAAGCACGCAGGAGUGCCCCUCACAGACGAUCUAGUGUCUCAGCUCCUGAAUGCGAAGAGCAGUAGAAGCACCCCUGAGCCUGCAGCUGAUGAGAGCGGUGGCGGCGGCCCCAGGACUUUGGAUAGCGCGAGUCCGACAGCAGGAGAGAUCAGGAAGGAGUUCUUCAGUGGUGUUGUCCUGACUGAGGGUCUCCUGGAUGCCAUGACAGGGUCUUCCAGCUCCAUACCCCACCUCUCCCCCCCAGCAGAGCCCCUCUCUCCCCUCCCCGGAGUGCGCAGACUGGCGGUCCAGGUCUCGAACCGGAACCAGUUCUGCUACGGGUCCCGUCACCUCCUGGGGCUUCAUGCCAUGAAGAGACGGCAGCUGAGCCGGGCUGGCUACACAGUGCUGGAGCUGCCCUUCUGGGAGUGGUUCCCUCUGCUCAGACGCACACGCUCUGAGAAACUCGCCUAUCUCCAUUGCAAGCUCUAUGGGGCCCUUGACUAAACAGGCACAAAAAACACCUGCCUUCCAGUGUCAGGGAAUAAGCCAUUCCAGGGUUUACUCUGAUACAAAUUCAAAUGGCUGUGCUGUAGACAUGCCACUGAUCGCCUCUGAUUUCAUAUACAGUGUAGAAGCUUCAUGUCUUUAUUUCAAAAUGAUGACCAUAUAAAGGGGGUAUUGUAGCCAAUGCAUAUUCUGAGCAAAGUCUAAGAAUAAAGAACAUGAUAUGUA